This is a messenger RNA of Erpetoichthys calabaricus (reedfish), 1469 nucleotides long. RefSeq names its product golgin subfamily A member 6-like protein 2. The record is from RefSeq and is a predicted model, not a curated record. The transcript has 3 exons. Bases 574 to 996 code for a protein of 140 amino acids. Lineage: Eukaryota; Metazoa; Chordata; Cladistia; Polypteriformes; Polypteridae.
UUAGAAAACCUAAAUGUAUCAGUGUUUACACUUCCUCUUUGGUUAAAGUCUAAUAAUAAAUAAAUGACUGUCCGUUCCCUGCAGAAAUUUUACAAAGAAGUGUCAUGCUGGCACAUGGGCACACACCCUCAGAGUGAGCCUGGGUCGUGUGCCUGCUUUCUGGAGAUUUGGAAGUGUGUGAAUGGCUUAGGCAAACCAUUUAUAGUUGCAGAGACACUCAACGCAGAUGUGAAGCUUAGUAGAACACAAAUGCCAGACAUGUGUCUGCCUCCAUUUGUUGGCCUCUGGUAUGAAUCUCUGGCAGGUGUCCUCCUCUGGACAAGCGUACCAAAGCCUGGAGGUGCUCAUCUGACACAUCAUUAGCACAUUUCUCAUUUUAUCACUGGUUGCAGGGUCAGGAUUUUGGCCAGAGGACAGUGCUGGCUUUGUGUAAAUCAGAAGGUUGCUGGUUCAAUCCUGGCCUUUAACUUAAUCUGAUGGUCACAAUUCAGAGUGCUACAUAAAAUAUCAAAAGGUUAAUUGUUCUGUUUCUCUGCACCUGAAGGAGGCCUGUUAGAAAUCCAGAGCAGCGCUAUGGAGGCCUGGAAAGAGCUGGUAGACAGGGGCAUGCAGCUUCAGAAGAAAAAGAACCAACUACAGAAGCAGGAGGAGAGGCUGAGGCAGGGAGAUCUGAACCUAAGGGACCAAGGCCAACGGCAGAGGGAAGAUGAACAGCGGACACGGGACCUGGAACAGCACCUGACAAACCUGAACCUGCGCAGGCAGGAGCCCUUCUCCCAGGGAUUGAAGGUGAUGAAGAAGAUUUCAGAAGAGAUCAGGCAAUGCCUGGAGAAUUUCUGGCUGGAGCUGGACAAGAGCCAACAGCAGUGGGAGCUGGAAUGCCGCCAGUGGGAAGAGGAGCGCCAGCGCUGGGAGGAGGACUGGCACUUGAAGGAAAUGGAAUACAACUCUAAUCAGAGAUGGAAACCAGAUGUGGACUUCCAGAUUUCCAAAUAAAAGAUGAAGAUGAUGAACAAGAAGAAAGCAGCACCUGACCGAACUUUGUGGGAAGCCAACACACCUCAAUGUCAGUCUGGAGUUUUUCUGUAACAUCUUCAGAUUCUUUUUAUUUUUCCCCACUGCACAGAAGAAAGGAGAAGAUGAGAAUUUUAAUUCAGACAAAGCCGGGAGGAUUUCGACCACUGAGAAGAAUCAUCAAGAACCCUACAUCUAGUCCUGUCUCUUGUGCUAUUUAAAACCUACACCGGAGAGCCACAAUGUCAGCCGUCACCAGUAAGUGAAGAAGACACAAAGUUGAGAGCAACGUUUUUGUACCUGCCAUUAAAUGGGGUUGCCCAGUCAACUCAACUCUCGCUGCAGUUUUUGUCUUUCAGAAAUCCCAUAAUAUAUUUUGUUAGUAAGAAUUUCAUUGUACUUUGUGCAGGUACAAGUGACAAUAAAUUUGAACUUGAAUAACCAACUGUGUGAAA